Molecule: messenger RNA, 2712 nt
Organism: Ctenopharyngodon idella (grass carp)
Lineage: Eukaryota; Metazoa; Chordata; Actinopteri; Cypriniformes; Xenocyprididae
Product: gastrula zinc finger protein XlCGF57.1-like
Exons: 4
Coding region: 1136-2476 (446 amino acids)
Biological process (GO): regulation of cytokine production; regulation of immune system process; negative regulation of transcription by RNA polymerase II
Source: RefSeq, a predicted model, not a curated record
UCCUACACAGUCUUGCUUUCAUACCUGUCAUGGCGCUGCUCUGAAUAAGGUCUAGUUCCCUGUUUUCACCUCAUUAAUUAUGGUGACGUCAUUAGUGUCAACAGGCUGAGGAAAUCGCCAAUAUGCUAUCAUUACGGGGAAAACUGAUAAGCAGUUAUGAACAACUUUUCUGUCUAAGCAAUCAGGAAGUGGUUUGAAUGAGAAACUUUGCCCAGCCUUACACACGCGCCGCCUAUGAUUAUUUACCUUGUGUAUUUUUCUUAUUCUGUUCACUGGCUAUUUUAUUUAUAAAUGGAUUUUGUUGUUGAAAUUGUUGGCUGACAACAAAUGCCUGCUGAAGCCAUACGUUAAAUUGGAAUAUAUCUUUACUUUUCGGAUUUUCUACAUUUAAAAUAGUCUAGAAAAUCCGUUGCAGAAUGCAGAACAUAUUUCCAAUUUAUUAUUGAUUCAGCUUAUAUAGAGGUCUAUGUCUGGAUGAAUGUUCUGCCCUUCCAGGCGAGCCGCGACUGAUUGUUACACCCCUAGUAUUUGCUUCAAAACAGUAAGAUGUGAUUUACUGAAUGCGGCCCCUUUAAGAAAUAUGACACCUCGCGCACUGAGCAUGCGCAGAAGAGAGACGCUAGAUCCCCUCUAUAGAUUUGUUUUCUUUCUUUUCUCUGUUUUUUCUUUUUCUUUUUGUUGUUUCCUUUGACGCUAAUAUGAAUGUAACAGUCGAAUACAUUGUGAUUUCCUAUAAGUGUAUGUUAUGUUAAUUGUCUUGUUGAGUGUCGCUGUUAACGAUCGUGAAUGAAGGACAAAUGUGGAAAAUUUCCCCUCUGCAGACCAGGUUGAAGUGAAUGAAGUAGAAGAGAAUCAUGAACUUCAAAGCUGCACACAUUCUCUCCUUGUGAAAAGUGUUUCACUUAUAACAGACCUCAAUAAUCAUCUUCUUCAUCACUCUUGAGAAAAGACAUUCAACUGUGAUCAGUGUGAUGUGGUCCUGUGGGCGUCAGUAUCACACAGUGAUCACAGUUCACACCUGCAGUGAAGCUCCUCCCACAACAAUUCACCAAUAAAUACUGGGAAUAUUCACAUCAUCCUACAAGAGAAGGACAAACUCCAGGUGUAGCAGCUGAAAUCUGUGUGACUGUUAAAGAUGGAGUUUAUUAAAGAGGAGAUUGAAGACACGAGUGAUCCAGAACCAUCCAGAAUAAAACAUGAAGAUACUGAGAAAGAAAUAGACCAGAUGGAAAUGAAGGAGCAAAGACACACAUUAAAUGAAGUAAAGAAACACUGUGACUUCAAAACUCAAGAAACAAAAGCCAGAAAGCUGCACACCUGCUCACAGUGUGGAAAGAGUUUCCAAAAUAAAGGAACCCUUAAGACACAUAUAAGAAUUCACACUGGAAAGAAAUAUACAUGCACUCAGUGUGGAAAGAAUUUCACAAAUAAAGGAAACCUUAAUGUACACAUGAGAAUUCACACUGGAGAGAAACCGUAUACAUGCACUCAGUGUGGAAAGAGUUUUUCUCAAGCAUCAGGUCUCAGUUAUCAUCUGCUCCGUUACUCUAGAGAAAAACCAUUUAAGUGUGAUCAGUGUGGAAAAGAUUUUAAUUGGUCAGCAAAUCUAAAAAAACACCUAAAAGUUCAUUCAGGUGAGAGGCCUUAUGUGUGUUCUCUCUGUGGAAAGAGUUUUUCACGACUGGAUAGUUUGAAACAGCACGAGAAAAUACAUAAUGAAGUGAAAGAUCAUGUAUGUUCUGAGUGUGGGAAGAGCUUUACUACAACUGGUGAUCUGAAACUGCACCAAAGAAUUCAUACUGGAGAAAGACCUUACAAGUGCUCAUACUGUGACAAGAGUUUCAGUCAUUCUAGAAACCUAAAAAUGCAUGAGCAAGUUCAUACUGGAGAAAGACCUCACAAGUGCUCAUAUUGUGACAAGAGUUUCACUCAGUCUGGAAACCUGGAAUCUCAUGAGCGCAUUCAUACUGGAGAGAAGCCGUAUCACUGUAUUCAGUGUGGAGAGAGUUUCAAAGAUGCAACAGGUUUAAAAACUCAUCUGUUUAUUCACUCUGGAGAAAAGCCGUUUAAGUGUGAACAGUGUGGUAAAGAUUUCAAUUGGUCAUCAAAUCUAAAAAGACACCUCAAAGUUCAUUCAGAUGAGAGGCCUUAUGUGUGUUCUCUCUGUGGAAAGAGUUUUUUAUGGCAAAAGAGUUUUAAACUGCACCAGAAAACACACGAUGAAGUGAGAGAUCAUGUGUGUUCGGACUGUGGGAAGAGCUUUACUACAAUUGACAUUUUGAAACAGCACCAAAGAAUUCAUACUGGAGAAAGACCUUACAAGUGCUCAUAUUGCGACAAGAGUUUCACUCAGUCUGGACACCUGAAAUCACAUGAGCGAGUUCAUACUGGAGAGAAGCCGUACCACUGUACUCAGUGUGAGAAGAGUUUUAAACGUUUAUCAAGCCUUCACAUUCAUAAUGAAAUAUGUAUGUGAGCAACAUUUGUUUUCAUGUCAAACAAUAAAUACUGUGAGAUAAACUAUUUUUUUCCACUCAACAGUCAACAACUCUUACAGUGUAAAUAAAGCUGUGUUUUUAUUUUCUGUCAGGAUUGAUUGUGUGCUACAUCGAUCUACAAUUAGAUAUAUUCACGUCAUUUUCAUAUUUACUAAGUGUAUUAAAUUAUCUGAUUGUACAUGCAAUUAUGAGAAAUAAAACAGAAACAACUUCU